AUGUGCACUUGUAACUGCACUUGCAGACGACGCAAGAAUCAUCGAAGACCGCCAGGACUGACAUCUUCGAAGCCUUUUUCCCUGACUGCUGAAGACAUUCAAGGUCCACCGCCCAAGGAGUUCGGUGUUCGCUCAAUGGGUGGCCUGACGUACGAAAACGACGAUAAAGUUGACCAAGUUAACUAUCAACCUCUCGAAAAUGUGAGUCACUGAGAGCCGCGGUUGGAUACAUAACUAGGCAGGCCUGAAAGGGGCAUGUUUUUGAAAAGUACGCCAUCACAGCAUAAAGGAAGCAACUUUAAUUGAUAAUUGAAACCACAAAUACUGUACUUUCCUUAACAAGAGUCAUUAGUUAAGCAAGAUCUAGAAAAACCGCAACUUCAAUAAACGCAGGUUCGAUGGAAGUUAAGAUACUGAUCCGUGAGUCUUGCGUUAAACAACGAUUUUUUGCGGAUCUACUAGCGCAAUACCAAAAGGCUUACUUUUGUGUGUAUUUUUCCCUUUGUAUUGAUAAUUAGCACCUGUAUGAACUGAGGAAUUAGGUUUUCAUAGCAUAAUAUCAAAAAGUGACGAAUAGCAGGUGAAUACCAGCAGCAGAUCUUAAUCCAAGUUCUAAGGGCUGCAACGCGUCCUUAUAACUAGGCCCGAAUAAUGUGAUUCUGCUUUACAGACACCAAAGGGGAUGUUCUCUAGACAAAAUGUGCGCACCAAUGUUGGGCUUUCAAGUCAGCAGGCCACUGUUAACAGACCUACCUUGAGGUAUCUCAUAUAGCAUAGGCAACUUUAUUUGAGACGUUGAGCGAAAGUUAUUUGUCCAAAAUUAAUUCUAAAUGAAAGGAGGUAAAAUGUGCUGAACGAAAAACAUGUAACACUUGACCGUAAUUGUUGUUUUUAAUUUUCUUAGAAAAUGACUGCGAACUUGGAGUAGAUCAGUAUAUUAAAAAGACCGAUCGUGUAAAUUUAAUUAGCUGCCGACAGCCAGCUAGUAAUUUAAUUUAGGAUUAGUUGAUACCAUAGUAACAACGCAAAUAGUAGCCAAAAGCCAACACACGUGUGUUUUGUCGAUAUUCUAACGCAGCAUGACCCAGCUGCGAGGGGUUUGGCUCAUCAGUUGGUCCCCCAGCAUUCCCUGUCUACUUUCUGGAAAAUACUCCGAUUAAGAAAUCGUUGCUUUCUAACUUCCGUAGAAAUUAACCGCGAACUUGGAGACAAUUAGUAUACUUAAGGUUAAUAGCAGUAUAGGACAUAUUUAAAAUGCAUCUACCGCCUUGUAGCUUAAUAGUUCUCGGAAUGUCCUUGCUUUUUUCCAUUCUAUAUUCUCACUUAUUUUAAAUGUCUUUUAAACAGAAUGCAACUGAGUCGGCAGAACAACAGGAGGAGGACGAAACACGUCGAAGAGCGGAAAACAUUCUGACAGCCCUCUCCGAACUCUCACAACUGCGGUUCCGGGGUCAGGAACUGUCAAGACUUAUUGAAAGUCUGCAGGUAAUACAACGGUAUUCUUUCGAGACGGUACUAUGGCACAUUGUGGUAAACGAAACACACCAUGUCUGAUUUAUUCGGGCAGAAUGAUAACGCUGUAUGAGGACGAAAGGGAGACAUCGUCUCAUCAGGCAGACGUAGUGAGGUCACUCAUCUACAGACCACGAUUUAAAUGGUCAAGAGACGUUCGCAAAUUUGGAAAAUUAGCGAGCUUUGUCUUGCAAAUCUCAGAGACCAGUUGUCCGUUAAAAAGCCGGAUAUGUGUUUCAUCGUACUUCGCCGUUCUGCCAUAAGCUGUAGGACAUUGACCAACUCAGAAGUCACAGGGUGAUUUCAAGUAAGCAGGUCGUAUAAAAGGGAUAGGCGUUUAGCAAAAAAGUUACUUCAUAUUUUUUUCGUAAACGAAAAGAACGGUUCAAUGACAUACUCGUUUGCUCCGUUACUGAAUACGAACCUGAAUAUACAGAGUACCUCCCCAUCGUGAAGAGACACGUCUGCGUUUCUAGGAGCCAACAGCGUCAUUGUACUUGGCAAAGUUGAUCUCUAAGGUACUCGGCUGUGAAUCAGGUUUGGAACGGCAUUAAUAAAAAUUCUUGAAAUACCAAGCAGACCACUAAUGAAUUGCCUCUUCUAAUGCGUAGCGUGCUUCAAGGAAAUUUUCUGCUUUUCCAAAAAACAUUCUUCUAUAAAUAAAAAGAUUGAGGAAUUCGCGAGUGAACUCAGAGCAGAACGGAGAAUGUGGAAGGAAUUACUGAACUUAAAUUACUUACAGAUCUCUGAUCGUAAAAGUGGGUUCUUCAAGUAGAUUGCGGCUAUUUUAUCGGUGUAAUUGUGCGAUUUUUCUUGGUCGGCAUUUGUGCAAAUAGCAAUCAAUGCGUCCAAUUACCCCUAUUAUUCGGCAUCGACGCGGCUGUGACAAUUCCUCUUAAUUAUGCGUCCGACGACAAGGUCUCCGGAAUAUGCGGCCAUUCUUCUUACUUUUUAAAGUCUUCUGUCAAAGUACUUUCGAAAGCAAAAAGGUGAUUGUAUUAUAAAUCUUCGUUUUUGUCACAUAUUUUUUACGACUUUUGCCUAUGUAGCAUUCAUCCGGUUUGUAAAAGGCCCUUCAGUCACUGUCGUUUUAGUGGAUCUCUUAGAAUAAGAUAGGAGUGUACAUUGCAAAAUGCCGCAACGAUAAAUCUUAUUACGUGUUCGAAAAUAAUGUCGAAAUUACAACUUCUGACUCGUUUAGUUAUUAGCAACCAAUCACACAUCCAUGACAGUGUCGAGGUAGCUUCAUAUCCAAGUGACUUUAAAUACUCCUGACUGAGAUCGCCAGGAGAUACACUAUGCUUCUAUUGGUAGAUUCUUGAUUAGAGGCCCGACUGCUAUGUGAUGAAGAUUUGCAUAUGACUUGUUGAAGAUAAUCAGAUAGGUCACGAGCUAUUAUCUUAGUUUUCUGUGUCACACGGGGAUUUGUUUUGCAGCACUGGUUUCUCGAUUCUGUCUGGACAUCUGCGAGCAUUUUACAAGGGAAUAAACAUGAUUCUCUGGCACCUUCUUCAUAAAACUGCACACGUUUGGGUUGAUUAAUUGGCUGUUGUAUCCUCUGAACGUAGAAAUAAUCUACAAACCAUGAGGAAAUACACCCUUCUAUUGAGUACAAUGUGGGAAUUUACCUGCGCUAUUAACGGACACGGCUACGUAGGCAAGGCCGAUUAGUGUCUUUAAACCGGCGCUAAUUGUCUACCGAAAAGGGCAUACCGACGGCAUUAUAGUCUGUCGUACGAGUUAAGCAGAAAACUGCGUCCUGAGAUCUGGCACUACAUCCGGCGAAUUGAUCCCUUUGUCCCGAACGACUGACGCAAUACACUGAUUCGCAUAUAGACCUCAAAGUACUAGCCCAUAACAUGAUACGACUGAUAACCUUUACGUGAUCCGCGUUUGCACUAGGCUGCCAUUCAUCCAAAAACCACGACCAUGCAGCGAAAAAGAGUCAGGUAACAAUGUGGUACACAUGCAGCCGUUCUAGAAUGAGGAAAUUGUCGGUCGAUGGGGUCAUCAAGUUAGAAUACCAGAGUGGAUAGUCUGACCAUACGAGGUUGUAAACUUCAUACUGCCCGCGAUCUAUAUAGCGAUCUUCAUUCUGAAUGCGCAUGCUGAAAGUGAAUAAAAACGUAAGAGUUUCGAAUUGUCAUGUAUAGUUAAGUGCUCAGUGCGACACUUGCAGGAUGCUUGUUUCUCACUGAACUUGGUUAUCUUGUCAGACCGCUUUUAAAAGUGACGACAUGACCACAAGAUUUUCAAAAACUGUAGGUUAAAUUAGUGAGUGUUGCUCUAUUGGACAGUUUUUCAAAAAUUUGUAUUCUAAUCUCGGCAGGUUUGAUUCGGUCCCAAGGCAAAACGGGUCGAGUGAGUCCCGUAGCGCGGUCGGCAAGCGCCCCUUUCCAUUGUACAUUCCCGAUCGCAACCAACAGUAUAACGAGCUCAUGGCUCAGUGGCUAGUACGCUGGACUUCUAACCAACAGGUCGCCGAAUCAAACCCCAGAAAUUGUAAACCUCGGGGUUACGUAUGCCUGGAUGACGACAACGAAUUAAUUGCGAAUGGCAAUUCCAGUCUCCACUAGCUUUUUUGGCAAGGCUGUUCUGCGGUUCAAAACGAUUCGCCUGACAAAUUCGUCAAUAAGUUACGCUGUACGCGGAGGUUGAUUUUAACUAGCGUUAUUGACGUUAAAGUUGCCCGGAUCGGGCUAAGGAAUACGUUUGGAGUUGGGUAAGAUUAAGGAGCUGAGUUAUUCCUACGGCCGAGGCUGUUAAGUCUGGUAUAUAGUCUGCAUUUGCAGUUGAGGCUAAGGUUGGGAUUUAGAAAUGGGGUUUGAGUCUUUGGGUUAGGGAUUAACGGACCCAGGGUUUGGAUUGCGCUUACGAUUGGGUUUUCGCUAAAUGCUUAUGGGUUAAGGGUCAGAGUUACCCCUUACAACCCUCUUCAUAGUUGGCGUCAGGGUGGUAGUUAACCACGGCUUUCCCAGGAGUUUACCUACCGCACUCCUGCCCGCUGAUGCAUUUGUUCUUUUUAAAGGAAUCAAAGAUUAACCUGCAGGAAAGACUCUCUUCGAGCUUUCAGAAAACAGCCAACUUCCAAAAUGCCGGCGCCUACCGACAGCAGCCAGUGCAGUUUCACCAGCUGGAUUCAACACGAACUCAACGGUCCGAAAUGUCUCCGACAGCACCACCGACAUCUCCUUCUCCGGCAUCAGCGUCCGGCAAGCAGCCUACCUAUUCGCCACGUCUCCAGAACGCAAUCAGACAGCCGGCAGGUAUCUGUCCAGUCACUGGAAGCCUCAAACCCGAGUCCCCGGUGCCAGGCCUUAUGGAGUCGCCGAGACUGCCUAAUUUCGGCUCAGUGAGUAUCCGCGAGCGCAAGGCGAGUCUAUCGGAGAGGCGACAAAACCUCAUUUCUGAUGCCUUUAUUGGUCGCAUUCGGGAACGUAUUCGUGAGCGACGGCAACAUCAGGGCAAGGAUCAGUGCCCAGAUGUUGGGAUGACGGCUGGGCGGUCAGUGAUGCAAACUCUGCACGCAAGUCCACGAGCCACGGACCUGAUGCAGGACGAUUUGAUGGCCGCGCAGCAGGGAGAUAAGGGCUUGCCCUACCAUAGACGAUUUUCUUUGGUGGGAAACAACCCUCAGGCUGUAAGCAACACUGAUGUAUAUGCAUAUGUGCGUGCAUUUAUGCCGUACUGUGUCUCCUGUUUUCACUUCACGGCAAUUAUAUCUGAUAGAGCUUUUUGCCAGUUCAUUGUAGAUCACUGAUCCGUUGUUCAUGUGAGGACUUAAUAAUAUAAUUUUUAAUUUUGAGGUUUUCUUUAAAGUACAAGCUAAUGUACUAAUAAGAAAUGCUUUCAACACUGCAUUAUUAAGAAGUAUUAUUUAUACAUGAAGCUAACAGCUGAUGACGUAUUUAGGGGGUUUUGCCCGAAACUAAAUUACCGACGCCUAGAUUGUCACCCGUUAAUAAAAGCUUUGAUGGAUGAAACAAUUAGGGAUUUCACUUACUUUAUUUUAAUCAAAAUAUCAACGAAGAAAAAACUUCUACGAUAUAGAAAGCAGAAUUAAACACAAUUAGGUAAAAAUUACUAAUACAGACCUCUCAAAAAGCCGUUGUGCGACCAUACAGUAACUGUUCAACAGAAAAACUGCACUUUAUACCAACACUUUUUUUAAACGUUAACGCCGUGUGAUAAUGUGCACCUGCUCUAGGCCAAAACCGGGAACGAAAACAGAUCUGUGUACGCCACUGCUCUGUUUUUCAGAACACUACCGAUCGUACCUUACACAUUGGAAGGGGGGAGGGUGAGGGCAAGCGUUGCUCACAGGGAAAAAUUCUCUUUUUAGUUUGGAUUUGCGUUAUGGCACUGCCAGUGGCCAUCAACUGAAAAAUAGCCAGUUUAACCUCUCUGCUGUUUGCCAACCAUGAUUCUCGGCAAUUAAAAUAUUUACGGAUAGAGUUUUAAAGAUCGUACGCCAUGGAGCCAUUUAAUCGCCUGUAGUGUAUCCUGGACAAAUAUGAUAUUCGCAACAUAGUUGUUACUAGUCGUGUCUCCUUUAACUCUGCAAAAUUUAUGUUCUGCUCACGCGAUGGGAGGGGCAGACUCAGUUAUUCAGCCUUGCUCUCGUUCGAGAAAAGUCCUACACAAGUUAAGGAUAGAGUUAAUUUUUUUCCUCUUAUUUCGCCCAAUCAUUUGAGGAUAUGGUGGUUGGCGUGCACUGCAGCAGAUCAAAUCCUGCGUGUUAAAAAUUUACGGGAGACAGUGAAUGUUAGCUUAAAAUGCUUCGUCUGUACCGACUUUCCCUUCCCGUCAAACGCAGCUCAACUCGGAAGUUUCCUCGAAGUUUACAACAUAAACUUAGAACAGUGUUUCAAGCUCGAUAAAGUAUUUGGUUAAUAAGAAAAGAUGAGCUAUGUGAUAGAAAUUGCGCAGCAUAUAUUAUUUGGUAAAGGCCGUUUUUAAAGCAGUAUAUUUAUCUAAAUAUUAUGCCGUCUCGUAGUACUGAAAUUAGUGUAGCAAAACUGAAAGGCUUCACGAGGUUGGCCAUCGAAUGCGAGUUUUUCUAACCACCUCAAUAAUCAUUUGCGGUUAAAAACGAGUAGUUGUAAAGCAUGAAUUUCUCAUUACUUUUUGGUGCCAUUACAAAUUUGACUAUACUUGAGAGAAAGUAAGCACAAAAUAUCCUGCACGACUGUCCUGCAAUUCUUGGGUUAUCAAAAGGGCAUAUUUUAUUUUAAAAGGUUUGCCAUUACGAUAUUUGUAAGAUUAUGUAUUACGAAAGCAUUAAUUUUUUCACCGCUUGAUGUUAACAUUGAAACACACAACAUGAUUAUAUCAGCAUUAAAGUUUAUGGGGAUUAGAUGACACCUUUUUAACAGCAUAGAGGUAUAUGCUAGUUUUUUUUAAUGGAAAAUGUACGGCUCGUUACCCGAAAAACCUUGACAUUGGUGCAUCCGCAGGUGAAAUUCAAAAUUAUCCGAAACUUUAUAGGGAAUUGGCGUGGUUUGGUCCUGCAACCCCAUUUGAUUGAUGCAAUGUAGUUAGCUAACUAAAACAAUUUAAGUGGGUGUGAUUACGCAAACGUUAACUGUACCACGUGUUUUCGCCUUCUUUACUACUUUACUCCGGCAAUUGAUUAUGCCUGGGGGAGUGCUAAUAUGCCGGCCUAGGUUACAUCAGGUAUCAGUCUAUGCGCUUGCUUCAAGACCCACUUGCGCCUUUUUUAUUUUCUCUGUCAAGCGAGGGGCUAAGUAGGCUUGCUAAUAUUAUUGCUCGGAUGGUGGGAAACUCCGCUGGUUCCACCACAGUGGCCAUGCACUGCGAAUUGACACGCGGUCCCCUCCGUAGCUUUAAAAUUAUGAUUACGCCUUUGUCAUCUUCUUAAUCCAGCGAGUGGCUGUGCCAAGGGAAAAGUGUGUACACGCCACCAAGCAUCGGUUCUUGCAAACGUCUCGUCGCUUUUUACAGACGUUCCCUUCGGGCAGUUAAAUGGAUCUGAGAAUUUCUAUCAACCAGUCAGCUGAUAAUUGUAGCUCCGACGAAAACGCUUAACAAAUUGUUACUAAGAUGCGAAUUAAAUAAAAUAUUCCUUUUUAAAAGCUAACUCUAUAGGCACAAAGACAGCGUUGCUAUCGGCUCGUCUCCUAGACUCUUUUAGCCGAUGACAUUAUGUAAACACUAAAGAGAUCUCUACUAAGCGAUCAGAUUGAUAUGCUUUAAAAUUGCAGUCGCAACGUUGAUGAUAUGCUUGUUUUUUCACCGCCGAAUCCGCCGUAGUUGUUCUCUUAAAUGCUUUUAUUCAGGUGCAUGCGUCCAUCAGAUUUACGUUGGAAAUAGAAACGGAUGGUUCGCCUCCCUGCCUAGAUGCCUUUCUUGACAGAAAACUUGACUGUAGCGUCUGAAAGAACCCCUCUCGGACAAAACCCGGUCUAAACAAUGGACGAACUUCGCCAGUUUCGUAUCUCUCCAAAAAACGAAAUCUUGUCUGAUGUUUAGCACAAGUAGCUUAAACAUUACGGUCGUUAUGUUAAUGAUAUCUUUGCCAUUUCAACCGCCAAAUCUGCCGUAGUUAAUCUCUAAAAUGCCAUUAAUCAGGAACAUUCGUCCAUCAAAUUUACGUUGAAGAUAAAAAACGGAUGGUUCACUGCCCUUCCUGGAUGCCCUUUUUAAAUAGGAGACUUGGCCGUAGCGUCCGAAAGAAGCCUAUCAAAAAACCAGUAUAAACUAUAAGCUUACUUCGCCAGUUUCGUACACCUCCAACUAAAACGAAAUUUAGUCCAGUGUUUGAAACAAAUUGCUAGACUUUAUCUGACAGCUAGGAAAGACUUAGAAAAACCGGGACAUGCUUCGCGAAAAAUCUGGUCCCGACAGGUUUAUUAAAAAGAACGCUGUCAGACAACCCGCAAAACUCACCACACUUAUCACCAAAAGGAAAACGUUGUUCCACAAUGUCCCUUUUCAGGCAGAUGUUACGAGUAAACUCCUAAGAAGACGCCUUCAUAAAAGCUGUCUUGUGAACCCUUUCAGCAGCAAGGGUUUUAAUAUAAUUCCCUAAUAGCUCCUUUUCUCGCGGAUAAGGUAAGGAUAGGCUGCAUCUCAGACCACCUCACUGUGCAUCUAAUCAUUUGCUUGCUCCUAAGGAGCAGAUUAUAUUGGUCGUUUUGAAUGCUGCGAAGCGCUUUUUGACGUCAAAUGUUUUAUUCUGCACUUUUUCGGUAAACUAAAAAAGUUUUGCUUGUUGCAAAUUCGUAUUUCAAAAACGGGGCGAUUGUAUGCCCUUGGUAGUCGUACUCACUUCUACAAGGAUCUUUUGUUCCAAUGCAUCUGGAAGCCAUGGGGAGAUGCUAACGUUUUAAAAAGAGCAUUGAAAAGACUUGUCAUUGGGCGACUAUUUUAAAUUGCAUCCUGAAUGCGAGAUGCCUCCUGUGCGGUCUAACUUCUUGAAAAACGUAAUAUAAAAACAAAAAGGGACAGUCUUAUCCGUUAAAAAAUUAUUUUAAUAUUUAAAUGGCCACAUAAAAGUGCAUAUACAGUCAUAGAACAAAGUCACAAAGUAAGUUAGGUAGACGUAAUUAGUGCUGAAACAAAUGGAGAAUUGCUUUUGUGUCAUAAUUGAGAAGUGUAUUCGUAGUUAUUAAGAAAAUUAAAACUAAGCAGAAUGUGCCAUUUUUCCUCGAUCUUUCUCAUAUAAAUAUAACACAGGAACACGCAAUAUCAGACUAUCUCAAAAAAGCUUUUUUAGAAUACAACUCAACAGACAGGUUUUUGAGGGUCUACUUAUCAUAUGUCGUGGCCAUGAAAGUUUACUUUAGGCGUUUAGUUUUCAUUUUUAAGGAGGUCUAAAAAUAUGACGCAGCUUGCCAACAGACUUCGAUGAGAAAUGAGACAUUAUAUUUUGAGUAAAACUUAUUUGCAUGGUUUUUGUAAGGAUUGUGCAGACACAGAGUACAGAACGUGUGUUUUGGGAAACCAAUAGAAAACACGAAGAACGUAAGUCAUUUAAUGACAGUUCAAGGGCGUUCUGAUAGCUACCCUUUCCUUCAUAAAAUACUUGACAGUGCCGCUUAAAAAUUUCACUUAGUACACGGAAUACAGUACCUGUAAGCGCUCUCUUUUCUUGGUUUUCAACCGGUCUCUCGACACGCGACUUUGCAAGAUCUUUUACUCCCACCGUGUUCUUAUUUAUGUAGUCCGACAGAAACCGCUGGUUUUAGUCAGGCGAUUUACCGAUGAACAUAAGAAGAUGUAAGGCCGUCGACCUAUCGUCAUAAUUCAUUUUAAACUAGUUCCGAAUAGAUAUUCAUCCUGAAUGUCAUAAAAAGACUAUUUAUUUUGAUUAUUGCACUAGUGGAUUCUAUAAUCUUUUAUAAAUUUUAAAUAAAUUGACGCCUUUUAAACGUUUCAAAUACUUUAAAGAUUGUUUAUUGCAACCAAUAUACUAUUGCUUUUAGGAGAUAUUUUGCCUUUCGUCUGUCCUACGAUCAUUCAAUAGCAAUGGAUAGUUUCGUUGGAUCUAUUUUUGUCAGGUUCUGAGAGGUUUCAGAUUUUACGCAAAUUUACACAUAUUUUAUGAUCCGCUUCGUUCAUUGCAAACAGUGCAUACCAAAAACGAUGACCAUGAUUAAUUAUAUAUUAGCACCCAUUAAUUAUUCUGCAAUAACUCUGCCACAAAUCCGUACGCAUCUUAUUAAAAGGACCGACAGCGAGUUUCCGAUGUCACAAAAUUUUAAAAUGCGUUUUCCUUAAGGAAGGAAUCCUCAGGUGGCUUAUUGCAGUGAUUAACUUGCGACACAAUACUGUAAUAAAUUUCGACUUGUCGGUCUAAAAAUGUCUUUCUUUCGGACCUCCCGUAGAAAUCGCACUUGGUAAAAAAUGAUCACAUAUUUAUCAUACAUUUUACACAUCGAAUUUCAUUGGUCCCAAAAACCAAAAUGUAUCUUAUAGAAAACAUGCACAAAAUAGGCCCUAUUAAGCUUUUUUGGUAGAGAAUCAUGUUAAUUUUACAUUUUAUGCUUAAAGAAAGGAUAUUAUUCGGUUUUAAAAAUUUAGUCAUUUUGAGAUUUUGUAAUACCUUGUAUUGUACGUUCCUGGAGCAUUGUACUCGUCCGUUUACCACUACUCCUCAUGAAAUGUACAACAUAGUCUGUAUCUAUCGCAAAAUUGUAUAGACUUUAUAUGGUAUCUUUUUAAACGCAUGAAAGUUUAUAUGAUUUUCCUUGUGCGGAAUGCAUGCACCUUGUAGACUGAAAUAACUACGCGCAAAUGCAACAACUAAUCAGGCUCCAAAUUAUUUGGCAAUAAGAUAGCUCUUUAAAAACAUAAUUACACUUCUUUUUCGGGUAUAAAAUAAAAAAGUGUUUUUCUAUCAAACGACAGAAAAAACAGUUUUUGGUUGUGGUUUCUAUAAACGAUAUUUAAAUGAACAAGGUAAUUGAAAAUCAAUGAUCACUGCAUGGUACUUAAGUGGUCAUUUUUUAUCGAGCGUGGUUUCUAUAGGAGAUUAAAUAUCAGUCUCCAUAUCCAUGGCAGACUUUCAUGAAGUAUAUAUGGUAUCUUCUUAAAGAUUUAAAGGAAUUUAUGAUAUUCCUUACGCGGAAUGCGUGCAACUUGUGGAGUGAAAUUCCUUAGGGCUUUUGCGAAGGUCUAUCGGGCUCGAAAUUAAUGACAACUGAUAAACCCCUAACAAUCCUAACUAUACAGUUUCUUGGAGUACAGCUGGUAACGUCAGCGUGAUUUUUCACCAUAAAAAUGAAAGAAGGCUUAUUUAUGUGCAUGUUUUCGAUAAAGUACGUUAACAUAUAGGGGACCAUUUAAAAUCUAUGUGAAAAAUGUAUGCCACAUAAGUAGUCCUUUUUUGCCGAAUGCGGUUUCUAUAAAAGGCCAAAAAAGCAUAUUCAAAAGCCGGUACCCUGACAUGUCAAAAUAAUUAUUCACUAAUGACCAAUAAUGAUCAGUAUUCUAAUCUCGUCUAAGUGGUGAUUCCAAAUCGAAAACGCAUUUCAGAAUUGCGGCAACAACUUCAUAAGAUCUGUCACUCUGUGUUAUUCUAGCAAUUUUUCAAAGGCAGUAUCAUUUAUCACUGCUUACUCGGACGACGGUUUUGUUGCAGAAUGCCUCAUUUACGCAGUCGUCAUCAAAAACUUUAAAGGCAAACGUUUACGGGAAGUCCCUGCUUUUGUGGGAGGCAUCUGUGACAGAUAACACUUAUGUAAUAUUUUAGCAAACUCGACUAAUUCAUACGACUAAUUUAUGAAGAGCAAACGUUACAUCCGAAACAUGAAGAUCGCAACUUGAGUACGGCCAACGCUAAAACCAUCUGGGCUACGAAACCCCAUCAGGAUCCUUUUGUUUAAGUUCAUUUGCGUCAAGUUGACCACCCCCCAGCCUACUAUGGUGCAAGGGAUGUGCCAAGUCUGAUGCAACAAACUGACUAGCGAAGCAGGAUUUCCUAAUGAAUUAAGCCAGAUGACCGCAGUACCCACUUAAUCAAUCCACAUUGUCGGCAGAUUCGAGUAAAUCCAUUCAAACCGACUGCGAAAAAUGCCGGGUUUGAUUGGAUUCGGACGCAUGAGAGAGCAACACUUUAUUUUUUUUAUCCCAACGAUCAAAUCAGAUGAAUUCUCUGAAUUAACGCCUAACAGGACCUGCAGAAUAACCAAUUCAUUGUAUGACGGUAGGUGUGUUAACGCAUGCAAUGCUAAGCGAAAUCCCGAAAAGCAUUUUCAACUCAAAAUGAUUGUUUACGUAAGGCUGUAAUAUUAAUUGCCAUGCAGUAAAAACUUUGAACAAGCGUCUUUGCAGCGGGUUGCAAACGUUACACUCUCUCACCAAUUACUACCUAUGUGGCAUGCAGUUUUAUCACUGAUUUUUGAUUACCUUAAAUAUUCAAAUCCAUUGCAUCAAAAACAUGCAUAAGAAAUAUUUAUUUUACUCUCUUUGUAAAGCAUUACCUAGUUUUCAAAUUUAAUAUUUAAUGAAAGGGUAUAAAGCAGUUUAAAAGGAGUUUCUAGUUAUGAGAUUCUGUGAGAUUCUAAGAUACAAUGUGUCUCGGCGACUACUACUUUUAAUUGUAAAGUCCACGAUAAAGCUCAUAUCCACUGAUAAAUUUUUAUGAAUCGCAUUAAGUCUGCUAUUAAUAGCAUAUAAAGAUAAACGUUUUUGCCUAAACGGAAAAUACGCUGCCUGUCUUUUGGAAACUCCGAAUGCAAGUGCGACGGCACAUCGAGUUCAAAAGUUGUUCUGUGAUGAGACUUGUUUUUAAGGUCAAACUUAACUUUAUCUCGAUCAACACAACUUGAAAAAACGUAAUUGUCUACCAAAUGGUUAAAAGAAGAAAUGUUUUAUGAAUUUCCCAUAUGGAAUAGAUUUGAAUUUUAAAGGCCAUCAAAAAUCAGUUAGACAAAUGCAUACUAUCUAGGUAGUUAAUACGUGCGGAAUAUAAAUUUGCAGACCACUGCAAAAUAGCUUUUUAAAAUGCCGGUAUUUUGAAGUAAAAAUAAACAAUCUGGGGGUUCUGCAGCAGUUUAAUUAAAACGAACAUCCUACUUAAGUAAUCUUUUCGAGUCGAAAGCACAUUUCAGAAUUUUGGCUAGCAGCUUAUGAAUUAACACAUCCACUGUAUUUGCGGUGUUAUGAAUCAGGGCUUUUAUGUUAUUGCACAUACGUGGAACCGCCAAAAGAAAUGUUUUCUCGUCAUUUAUUAUUCUUAUUGAGGUACUUUUCAUACAUAUAGGACUGGUCCUUUCUCUUCAGCAGCUGCUUCAAGGUCUCCUAAUUUUAAUUCCGCGCUUGUAAUUGAAGUGAACUUUUUGCACAUUGAUUUGUGCUAGUCCUUGGGCACAAAGUCUGUGGAAUUCGUAAUAGAGAAAAAUCUCUCAAUAAGUUGCUGUUUCCAUAUAAUAUGCUAUUCAGGAUUUGAUGGUCCAGUAUAGGGGCUUUUGAAUUAUAUUAAAAAGAUCGUACAUAACCAUGCAUCAUCCCAAAAACGUGGUCAAACUUGGCAUACAACAGUCGAACGCAAGAGUGCAGCUUUUUACUAGCAGAGUAGAUGCGCAGCCGUCCAGCGGAAAACUGCGUCACCUAGCCUAAGACUUGUGAGUAUAUUUUUCUAGUCACUUUUGCCGUUUGAAACGUGAAGCUUAUCCAUAUAUUCCUCAGAAUCAUAAGAAAAUUCAUUUUCAUGUUUUAAUCUUUUAUUUAACGUUUCCAACGUUGUUUUAGUACGUCUCAUAAUAUAUGCGAAAGUGCUUCCGGGGAAGCACGCCUGAGUGAGUCUUUGCGGUCUACUAAGCAAGCAUUAUGUCUUUAUGCUAUCCUGGCAGUCAGUAAGCUAAAUCGCACAUUAAGGAAAACAAAAUGUAAAAACUCACUAGAAUAGCGUUCCCGAAAUCCCAUGUCUAACAUUCUACCAUACUUGACCGACAUCACAACUCUGGCAGUCUAACUAGGUUUGAAUCACAAUUACCUUUUACUCUAGAUAGAAUGUUGUAAAAAGUUUGUUUCUUUUUGGAAGGCGUAUUCUGGGUGUUUUUUUUACUACAAUGUACAUACAUGUUUAUAAAUGGCAUGUAGCUGACAAAGACAAGGAGACCGGGACGGCCCUUUAUGGGUUAUGAGCCGUCAUCAGCCAGCCAUACCCCACCACAAACGUGGAUCAAUUAGGAUCCGAGGACUGACAUUCUACUAUUGAGCCACGGGCCCGUUGUCCUGUCAUUGUGAUCGGGAAUAUAAAGCACGACAUAUGGGCACUCACCGAUCAGGCUACGGAACGUGUUUGUCACGAUUAAUAUUCUCGAUCACAACUGACAGGGCAACAGUAUCGUGACCAAUUAUUAUUAUUAUGCAACAACGAAUACCAUUGGCAGAUUAUUCUGGUCAUAUUCCCAAAAUCAUGUUGGACUACUUAUGUCACAUCAAAUUACCGCCUUUUUCAACAUAAACCAUGUUUUUUUAGAGAUUACCGUCGGUCUUAUAUUUUUACGCCAAUUUACUAAGUUUUGCAUUGCAAAAUAGGGUUUAAUGUCAGCUGCUAGAAAUGUCCCUGAGAUCCAUCUCCUCAGAUUUUGCAGAAACCCUGAUCAGUCUGUUUCAUAUCCAACUUAGCAAGCUGAUCUACGUAGUUAUGCAAUAUUAAGGCCCAAAACAGACGCAUAUUUCUGUAAAAACAGCGCCAACAUAUGUCAUACUGUUCGUUGGCCGCAGAAUGCACAAUAUGAUACUGUCUUACAUAGCCAUUAGAGGUUUUUAAUGAAUCAAACUCUAUCGACUGUCAGCGUUUGUCUCUUUCCAGAUACGUCAGUUUCUUAUGCUCUCUCCGAAACCUGUGUUGGGCAUCCGGUCGCAUAGUAGUUAACACGGUAACGGUUUCAACGUUAUCUUAGAAAAUAUGCCCCACCUUGCAAAAUAUCUCUCUCUUUACCCAAGGUUGCCCAAAUAAAUGGGAUAGAGCACCCUAUCGAUAAUGAAAGACCUAAAGUAUUGUGGAAACAUGUAACAAAUAGUUAAAUUAAUACGACUCUCCUUGGAAAUAACAAUUAUUUUAGGACAAGCGAAAUUCUCAAUACGUCAAAAGGUUUUGUUUUUGUAAAUAACUAACAGCUUAAAAGACACAAGUAGCACAACGUACAGCAGGUGUGCUAAGUCAUGAAAUGCCAGUCGAAAAGUCGACAUGCGUUCCGUUUCGGAAAGAUUAAUUAAGAAGGGUUGUAAAACUAAUAUUCCUGUAGCAUUAUUCCACAAGAAUUCAGUUACCUCAGGGUGCCUGUUUUCGAACCAACUUCCUUUGGGCUUCACGCAGAAUCCAAACUCUGUAUAAAAUGGCUGCUUAAGUUGUAUGAAUUGUUCUUACCGGCUUCGAAGUCAUUAGAAAUUCAAGCAUGUUUCAUGGAAAGCAUUAAUAAAAAUAUUCAGUCUUUUAUUCAUUCGGUAAAAAAUGACGUCUACGUCUAAUGUUCUGCAUCAAGGGAGGGAACAAUUCGACUUUAAAAUGUUUUUAAAUUUUCGCGUAACUUUGAACCCGACCUGCCGUUACACUUCCAUUCAGGGUUUCAAAACGACAAGCCGUAUAUUUUCAACAUAUGUAAAACCAAAAAUUUCUGCAUAGUAUUAAAAGAAGACCAUAUGGGGUUAAUGAAUUUUAGCAGUGAAUUUAAGCAAUAUUGUUAACUUAACAAGCUACAAUGCUAAAUGCAAAGACAUGACGUUUUAUGGAGAGCAUUUCACGGGACUAAAAAAUCUCACAAUUAUAAUCUUUUUUAAAGACCAAAUUAUAUCCUUCCUUCGAGUAUGAACUUGGAAAGGGGAUGUAAUUGUCUACUGAAUGGUUAAGAUAAUGAAUAUUUGUAUUCAUGUUUUCCAUGAAAUAUAAGUGCAUUUCUAAUGGCACCGAAAAUCAAUGAAAAAAAUUCAUACCACUUAAGUAGUCAUUUUUUACAGAGUCUGGAUUCGGCAUGAAGCCCUAAAAAAGUUUGUCUAAAGGCGGGCAUUCUGAGGUAACAGAAGUGCUACGCUGCAUGAUGAUUAGUUUUGCAACCCUUCCUUAUUAAUCAUUCGGAAGUAAAGCUCACUUCGGAAUUUCGGUUUACAUUUCAUGAGUAAGAUCACCUACUGCAUGUAAAUGGUCAAUCGACGUUUGCGCUGUAACAUCCUGUUGGAAUUAUUGUCAUAUCGCGUGCAACGGUAGGCCAACAGCCUACAGUUUAAGUAUAGAUUUAAAAAAACGUUUUCAUAAAAAAAUCGCCAUAUUUUUUUGUGCUGCUUUUAUUGGUUGAGGUGCGGUCGACUAAAAGAAUGUGGGACGAGAAAAACAUAAGCAUAUGUAUAAUAUUACAUGUUGGGAGCCUACGCAAGUUAAACAGAAUCAGCCAUUGCAAUACCAAACAUAGAAUAUUAAAUAUAUUAGGAAGACGUUCCUAUAUUAAGAGUAUUUAGUAACUUUUAGUGACCGUGUUGGUCACAAAGUACUAAUUUAUUUAAAAAAUCGGUGGUCUUUGCGACUUUUAGCAUUCCUUAUCGACCGCUCAUGGUCAGUUGUAGGAUGGCUUAGGUUUAUUGAAGGUUAUCGUAUGUUGCUGAUAGAAGCGAACAGGCGAGUCCCAGGUAGCAUUUCAUAAGAUGAAGAUGCGAUCACUGGGACAAGAAGUUUAUUUGCCUGACGUUUCGGAUUCUCACUCGAAUCCGAGUGCGCAUACGGUCCCACGGCAGCCACGUGCUAUAAAUACUGCACUCCUGGUGCCACCUUCACCUCUAUCUGCGAGUGUCUCUGAUGAUGAAUUCGAGUGAGAAUCCGAAACGUCAGGCAAAUAAACUUCUUGUCUCAGUGAUCGCAUCUUCAUCUUCUGGUCAGCGUAAGUUUUAGGUUUAGGGUUAGGGCUAAAGUUAAGAGAAGAGAAUAGGAACACUCAGCACAAGGGGUCUCACGCCUCCGAGUCCGACCUCAUGUUGUCAUUUCGAGACUUUGCAGUGCUGCAUUCACAUACACCUGCAAGUUUGUUUGGCUGACAUUUGGGUUGGUAAUCUUGCAAAAUUAGACAGACUUCAGAUUUGGUAUUCAUGCUUACAGAUUAAAGCAGAAUGUUUGAAAUCAAACUACUGUCAUCCUACAGCUCCUCAGCCAGUUUUUGUGUAUUUUUUACGCAAAUGUUCGUUUGGAGCAUACUUGAAUAUUCAACCAGACAUACAAUUUUAUUGCUGGUAAAAAGAGACGUCCGCAGCGACAAUGCGCGAGGAAUACGCUGCAGAUAAUUAGAGAACGUUUGCCCAUCUGUCACCUUUUCUAAACGCUUCUUCAAAAGCUCAUUUUGUGGCCAUUCAAAACAACAACUGCAACCGUCCUAUAGCUUAAAGAAAAAGUUACGUUAGACCCAUUUAAUAACGCCCCUCCCAUUACCGCUACAGGGGUGAUCUGCCUAGAAAAUUAGCUAAUUGAUUUCGCAAAGUCCUCACCUAAUUCUGACAUAAGGUCCGUCAACUGUUGAGCGCAUUUAAUUGUCAUGCACUUUUCCUCUUUCUGAGGUAAAGUCAAGAAAGAUCAUAACCUUUGACCGAGCUUUCAAUCCCCUAUGAAGAUGGCGAUUGUUCAGAGUGCCUACACUCCCAAAAACAAGAGGCAGUCAAUCACUGCAGGUCACGUGCGCUUUCUCUUGUGCGCUGUCAGCAUGAUCGUGGCGCUUCGCCAUUGGCUGCUCUCCUCGAGAAUAAUCGAUCCGUGUAUGCUAGUAAUCGAUCAGUCCGUCUAUAAUUUUCUUCUCGAAGUGCACUGUGCAGAAUUCAGGAGAAUCCCAGUAGAGUAUUAUAAAUGCGCACUACUUCCCCAGUUAGACUUCACUUGCAGUUUCAUAAUACACUUUUUCGUGGCCGAUCGUGUUCUCCUUAUCUGCCGCGUUGUCAUUGGGGACCGGAGUCGAGUGCGCAUAUGCUUCACGUGAUUUCAGGUAUUAAGCUGAUCCUUAACAAUGUGACAGUUGAUCGUGUGCCACUCCGAAGGCUAUAAUCGUCCUCGUUUCUGGUCCUCACUAUAGCCUUCCCGCGGUUGUCCAAGCAUCUCGUUUGCAAUAGCCUCUGCUGCGCCAUCGUCGACGCCUCAGUGAACGUGUUCCAUAACUACUCUGUGAAAACGUAAGUGUCGUGUCCGGUUGAUGGGAAACAGAACCGCUUGUGUUAUCUGGGAGCAAUCGGGUGGUUUUUUCGUAGUAAAAUGCUGAAUAACUAGAACACAUCCGGUGACCGGAGGGAGUCCUUUCACUGACUUCUGUCCAUGAAAAAAAUUGGAGUCUGAAAGAAUGGCGCCAGAGGACUUUUUUCAGUAGGUAGAGAUGUCGUUGCCUUGUCAACCGGGGGGGGCAGUAUCGGUAGAAGACGAUGAUGCGGCUGGGCGGUGGGAGCGUGUUUAAUCUCUGCACAACAAUCGUCAGGCCUAAUUCUCAGUUGUAGAAAAAGAUAAGAGUAGCCAGAUUGAAAAGUUUAACGUAUACAUAGUCAGGCGGCAGUGCCCGCUUGCAAGGCAAGGACUGCUGUUGACAGCCUCCAGUCAUGCUUGAGAGUCCCGAGAAAAUAGUGGCAGCUGCUCUUGUAGGCUCGUGGGCCAAGCUGGAGUGGUCCCAGUCAGUGUGUGUUACAGUGAGUGACCUAUCUCAUGAAAUGUUGGCUGGAAUUCUGAAAUGCGUUUUCGAGUAGGAAGGAUUACUUGGUCGCGGUUGUAAAAUCUUGAUUAUCUUAAGGCAUACUCUCAUAACAUGUCGAACUCGGCAGGGUGUCGCCUUUUAAAUGCACUUCUUUUAAAUCGCCUGUAGAAAGCGUGCUUGGUAAAAAUGAUUAAUUAAUUAACAUGCAUUUUCCCAUUGAUUUUCAAUGGUCUUGCAACUUUAAAUAUAUUUUAUAAAAAACAUUAACUAAAAUACACUUUCCUUUAGUCAAACAAUAAAGAAUCACGUCCUUUUUAUAUUUUAUACUUAAGAAAGUAGUAUAGGUAGGUUUUUAAAAAGUUUUCUAAUUGCCGAAUAACUUGAAGCCUAAUCAUUGGUUGCAUAAGCGCUUAGUGAUUUCACUCUACAAGGCGCAUGCGGUCCGCGUAAAAAAAUUACAUAUUUUUCUAUGCCAUUAAAGAGAUAUCAUACAGAGUCAAUAAAAUUUUGCAAUGGAUGUGGACCAUGUUGUAAAUUUCAUGAGGAGCAGUGGUAAACGUCCAGGUACGAUGCUAUGUGAAUGGACAUUUCGCGGUCAUAAAAGGACUCAUAAUUAGAAACUUUUUUAAAACCUAUUUAUACUCCUUCCCUUAGUAUAAAAUAUAAAUAAGACGUGGUUCUCUAUUGAUUGACCAAAAGAAAGCAUACGUUUGCUUAUUGUUUCUAUAAAAUAUAUUUUAAUUUGCAAACCCAUCGAAAAUCAAUGGGAAAAUGCAUGUUAGUCAAGUAGUCAUUUUUUUUACCAAGUACGCUUUCUAUAGGAGAUUUAAAAGAAGUACAUUUAAAAGCCGACACCCUGCCGAGUCCGAUAUGCUAUAAAAGUAUGCCUUAAGAUAAUCAGUAUUACAACCGCGACCAAGAAACCCUUCUAAUCGAAAACGCAUUUCAGAAUUUCAGCUAACAUUUUAUGAGAUCGGUCACUCACUGUAUAUUUGCCUAGGGGUGGUUUCUCAGUAGUUUAGGUUGUGGUUGCAGGGCGGGGGUGAGGUGCGUUUAUGUGGCCGCAUGGACAGUUCCAACUAUGUGUGGACGCAGAUAUGCCCGAGCUGAGGUCGGUCGAGUGGCUUCAAGUCAGCGCCUCCGUAACGGUUCGGUGCAAGGGGUGAAUGACCUUGUGGCAGACAGACGAUGACCAAUGACGCUAGACUAGUCAUGAAGGCUGGUCACAACAACAAAGAAGCUGUUCUAGGAGAAAUAAUUUACCGAGUGAUACGCCCCAGCAAAGAUAGGAAUAAAUGCUGAUAAUAGCAUAGGGCUACAGUAGGUGAGCUAACUCAUAAAAUGGCAACCGAAAAUACGAAGUUAGUGUUCGUUUUGAAAAGAGUAAUUCAGUAGGGUUGUAAAACUUAUCACUAUGUAGUAUAAUUAUAUAAUAGGCCAGUUAACUCAGGAUGCCAGCUUUCAAAAAAACUUCCAACCAACUGAAUCCGAAAACUAUACUAUGUAAAAAAUGACUACUUUAUGAUUUUCGAUGCCUAUAAGUCUUCAACUAUAGUUCAUGGAAAACAUGCAUAAAAACAUUCAUUUUCCCGAUCAUUCGAUAGAAAACUACAUCUUCUUGCAAUCUACAGUUCGAAAGAAGGGUAUUAUUCGGUGUUCAAAUAGUUUUGCAAUUCCCGAAAAAAUUUUAACCCGAUCUGCCGUCAAACUUGCACUCGGGGUAUUCAAACCACAAGUUAUGUAUUUCCGCGUAAAGAAAACCACACAUUUCUCUACAGUAUUAAAAGACCAUAUAGGGUUCAUAGGAUUUUGCAUUGGAUUGUAUGCAUAGUUUUAACUGUACAAGCCGCAUUGGUAAAUGCAAAAACAUGACGUCUUAUGAACUGCCAUUUUACGGUAUUAAAAAGUUCCACAAUUAGACACUUUUUAAAACCGAAUUAUGUCCUUUCUUUGAGUAUAAAAUUGAAAGAAAACGUUAUUUUCCAUCGAAUGAGCAAAAGAAUAAAUAUUUGUAUGUUUGUUUCUCAUGACAUAUAAUUGAAUACUUAAGGACAUCGAAAAUCAAUGAGAAAAAUACAUGCUAUCUAAGUAGUCAUUUUUUAAAGAGUACAGUCAUUGUAAGCAGACGGAUGGGAGACCAUUCGAAAGCCGGCAUCUUGAAGUAACUAAAUUAUUAUAGAAUUAUACUACAGACUGACUAGUUUUACAACCCCACUUAAUUAAUCUUUCUGAACGAAAACGCAUUUCGGAAUUUCGGUGGACAUUUCAUGAGUUACACCUCUUGUGCAUUCCUUCUAAUUACGAGAGCGCGGCAACGUCUUAUAUAAAAAAGUAGUAGUUUUUAACACUGUGUAGUUUUUUCCAUGCGGCCGAAAGGAAGUUCAUUUGAAAGGCGACGUCCAGCCGUAACUAAAGUAUUAUAGAACUAUGCUGAAGAUUGACUAGUUUUACAACUCUACUCAAUAUCUUCGAAACGAAAACGCAUUUCGGAAUUUAGGUUGGCACUUCAUGAUUAAGAAUGGCAUUACCGAUAGAGACAAGGGAGACUGGAAUGGCCAUUUCUGGCUUAUUAGCCGUCGUCAGCCGGUCAUACCCAACCCCGAAGUGUGGCAUACCCGAGACUCGAACUCUCACGGAUCGAGCGCCCCUAUCACUUCAUGAGUAAGCCCACCUACUGCAAGUUGAUUCCAUACGCAAAUGACUACACAUCAUGUUUGGCGAGCGUUUUAGUGUGAAAUCCCUAAGCGGGUGCUUUUAUGAAUGAACAACCGACAAAGACAUGUGAGACUGGACCGGACUUUCUAGACUGUGGUGUUUCAUCAGCCAUUCAGGCGAACACAUCCGAUAGAGACAAUUCGAACAAUUGCGAUUUUUUUUAUUCUAAAUGAUUUCGGCAACAGUUAACCAGCUUGUUUCUUAGGCUACCAACGGUAGUAAUAAAACCCCUAUAUUUUCUCUUUGGGGUUAACUGCUUUUUAUCUCAUUUAAAUAUCCGCGAGCGAAUAUUUUGUGUAAUGGUACACAUACUAACAACGACGGACAAAUGAUCACAAUUCACACCUAAGGCUUGAAGCGUUUACAUACAAUUAAUGAUUCUGAGAAUACAAGCGAGCAUGCAGUUAAAAAAACGCUUUUGAAUGCAUUAUUGUGGGUCCAUACACUCCCAGGAUGAAGAGGUAAAGAAGAAAAGUCGAGAACCGUAGCACUGUGUUUAUUGUCCUGAGCUUUCAGACUCGUUUAGGAGUCCAUCGUCAGAGGUAACAGCAGCUGCAGCAGAGCAAGCGACAAUUAUAAGGCAUGCAGGCUUAUCGUCGACCGACGGCGCAAGACUGGAGGUGACUACGCAGGGCUCUGUACGUUGCCACCAGAUCGAUAAAUCGAUUGACCGAGUUCUCAAUCAAUUCUCGGCCUGUUUUGUUUCCGGCGUGGGCGACUACUUUGUUAGCUGCGAAGUCAAACUCAUGACCCAUUUCGUAGGUGUGAGCGACCACUUGGGAUAAUGCGUCGCCUUGUCGCACAGCCAGCUUAUGCUCGUGUAUGCGCGAUCCGAGCAUGCGUCCAGUCUGUCCUGUGUAGUUACAAGGACAAUUUUGACACGGAAUGCGAUACACUACUCCAGAUUGCUCUUCAGGUUUUAACCGGUCCUUGAUCUUCAUGGCCCUGUUGCGCAUGGUGGCUUUGGGGCGGUGUGCAAUUCCAACACCUAGCUCCGCAGCAAUGCGCUCAGUCGCUUCUGAAACGCUCUUGAUGUAUGGCAGAGAAUGUCAUAUCGUUGGUGGCGUUGAUGUUCGAGUUCUUUGGUGGCGACCGCGUAGGCAGCGACCUUUGAAUGCCCUCGAAUAGCCAUUUUGCACAAACUGGUCGCGGAGAUAACGGGCCUCACGUGCUCUGUCCUCCAGUUUGCUGCAGUGAGUUUGGAUCCGUUUAAAGAGCGUCGUCAUACAGCUUUGUUUGUGAGACGACGGAUGGUUGCUGUGGUGUUCGCUGCCUUCCUAUAAGCCGUCGUUUCAAGUUCACCGUUAAGGUUUCAUCUGACAAGUACAUCCAGGAAGGGCAAAUGUUGUUCCUGUUCUUCUUCCCUCGUGAAUUUUAUAUCAGGAAAAACUGCGUUGAGCAGGCUGUGGAAAUGUUGCAGCAUGUCCUCCUUAACGACGACGAACGGUUGGUCAAUGUAACGGCGCCAAAACACCGGUUCAUUUUGGAGGAAGGUAGUCUGUUCUAAAUCCUGUAGGACCAGUUCUGUCACCAAACCCGAGACCGGUGAGCCCAUUGGGGUUUCCUUGAUUUGUUCAUAGGUCUCUCCCGCAAAAGCGAAGAAAGUUUGUUGGCAAAAACCCUAACAGCCUCAUGAGGUGCUCAAUUUUGAGGGCAUUCUGAGUCGCAUCUUACGUUUCUUCAAGUCUAUUUCGCAAGACUUCGCGGGCCACGUUUGGUGGGAUGGACGUGAAUAACGACGUCACAUUGAAGGUGACCAUGAUUUCGUCCGAUUGAAUUCUCCGACCUCGGAGGUCUAUGAGGGGUUGAGAGGCUGAUCGAACUGAGGUAAUCGAAUUGCCUUGGAGGAACUUCAGCUUUCAGUGCAUCCAUUUUGCCAAAUUGUAGAUGAGGCUGCCUUUUUGGGCAACGAUUGUCCGAAUUGGAACUUUUGCUUUAUGGAUUUUUGGCAGACCAUAGAAUCGGUCUAGAGCGGUGUCAGUUGCCCUCCUUUGGUGCCCUUCAUUCUCCGUGAUCACAUUUUUAUGUCGGUAUUAUCUAAGCAGUUUACUCAGCCGAUCUGCCACUGCUUUGGCUUGUGACUUCUGUGCUGGUCUGUAAAAUUCUCUGUCAUCGAAAAGGGCUUUAGCUUCUUCAUUAUAAUCUUCUCUAACCAUCACGACCGUUGAUCGUCCCUUGUCAGCAGGUAGAAUGAAAAUGCUGUCGUCCCUGCUCAGUUCCCCCAUAGCCUUUGACUCACCCUGCGAAAUACAUUUGGUUGGUCUGUGUGUCAUCAGCAAGGAGGUAACACGCUGUCAGACGGAGUGUUUCAUGCCCUCGGAUGUUUCACUUCUCACAAGCAUAGCUUCCAGGGAUGCAAUGAAGUCGACAGGAUCGGCGUCUGUAGUGUUGAAGCAAGUUACAUGUUGUAACACUCGUAGUUGCUGCUUAGACGAGAGUUUGUGGACCAAGUUUGAGCUUUCUGUGCCUAACGGUUUUAGCUUAGUCAAUUUCCGUUCCAAAACUUCUCUCUUCUUGGCUUGCCUGUGGUGUGCCAGAGUGGAGAUCGGCUUCCCCUCAUCUGCGCCGAUAGGAUCGCCGAGAGUGUGGCCGUAUUAACGGGAGCUUUAUAUCUCAGGCAUCGGGGGUUAGUUCGUCUUGAAGACAUCGGUGCAGAAAACGUAAAUGUUCACAUGUUGCGGCCUCUCGUAUAGAGAAUAACUCCCAGCUGUGAGCUGUCCGAAGCGCAUCGCGUCGGACGUUUUCACGAAUGAAGGCGAAAUUUCGAUUUCCAGGCGUAUGCAUAAGUGAAGAAGAAGAGUCGAGAACCGGAACACGGUGGUUAUUGUCCUGAUCUUUCAGACUUGUACAGGAGUCCAUCGUCAGAGGCGCAAUACUGGAGGUGCUACACAGGGCUCUGUACGUUGCCACCGGAUCGAUAACUCGAUUGACCGAGUUCUCAUCUGAGACCCAGGUUUCAAUCAAUUCUCCGCCUGUUUUGUUUCCGGCGUGGGGGACUUUUUCGGUAGCUUUUGUCACUGUAAGCCGUAUUUGUUUUGGGAUGUUAGAUGCCUACCGGAAAUCGGCAAAAAAGAAGAAUAUAUUUUUUUUGUUAAACUUUGAAGCGUUUUGACAUAGAUGCUCAAUUAAGCCAACUUUUGGAUGAUUUGUACUCAGAUAAAUUGCUGUACUAGGAUGAAUUUCAUGUAUUUUAGUGAGAGCAAUCUUCCCCAGAUGAUUGCUGAGGGUGACAUGUUGUGGUGUUAUUAAUAUUAGAUUUUAUAAGUCGUGAACUCCGUAUUAUGAAAGCAUUAGUGCAUAUUACCAGCUACGUAAUAAGACAACUUCCAAUUCAGUGUAAAAAGUGCCAAUUUAUGAAAAUGAAUUUUAGCUGUAAAUAUAUAUAUAUAUAUGUAUUGAGGAUGCCACUGUGUUGAAGUUGUCACAAAGGUAUUAUUUACGCACUGACUGCACCAUUCAAUAUUUUUUUCCAAAAUUUCACUCGAAGCACAUUGUGAAAAACUAAGAGUGACCGCUGAUAGACAACCAUGCUAUAAAUCCAAGCCUGGAAGAUUGAAAAUAUAAACCACUAGCUCAAAUUAAAUCACAGCGUUUUCUCUUCGUUUAAUCAAAUGCCCUGAACUCUUGUGCGCAUGCACUUUUUAUCUAUACAAGCCGCUUAUAUGACGCAUCAGCCAAUCUUUUCUGAUUACAGGACAGGAAUAGCUAUUUCCUAUUCGCCUUUUAUCUGGAAUUAACCGACAGCGGCCAGCAAAAGUAAGCUGUCUCUCUCUCUCUUACAAUUUAGAUAAAUUGGUGAACACCGCCUCUUGGCCGACUGUUUUGGGGGAUACAUAAUCUGAUAGUCGAUUAGUUCAACGUUUCAGAAGGCAGCAUAAUAACGAAGCGUUUAAGAAAUCUUGCCAGUUAAACGAGUGAAUAAGACAGAAAAUAACAUCUCACAUGUUUUAAAUUGAACUCAAAAGAAAAAAAGGACUACUAAAGUCUUAACUCUGGGAUUUUAGAAUCAACGAGAUCCCUCUGAACCACCCCGCCGCAGGCAUUCAGCAGACCCGGAUACCGGGGUAAGUGGAGAGGACGAUGAGGAGGCGGAGGCGGAGGCGACGGAUGCAAAGAUUUCCCUGCUAACCAGUCUUGCGCAAAUUUCACUCCGCUCCUCACCACCGCCACCGCCCGCGCCGACUCUGCCUAGGGCCCUGCUGCCCGUGAAACCGCAGUCGGAAAGACUCCUUUCAACUGCCAGCGAACAUUUGGCCGACGUCAAGUCGGGCGGUGAUUCGACGACAGACCGAUGUCAACAUCCGGCCACGCAGGACGACCAGUCUGCCGUCUACCAUAAAUUGCCGUCUGUCAAAUGGAACUACAUUGUGGCCGAUGCCGCCACCACUGAUCGUCUGGGAAAGGCCUACCGCCCCAUUGAGAGACGAGGUGAAAGCAAGGGCGAAGAGGAGGUGGUGGCAAAGAAAGAUGAGGAGGGCAGGGCGAGACAAGAGGAAGUGGAGCAGGAGCCGUGCCACGUUGGCUACAACAGCGAUGAGGUAACUGAGCAGUCGGCGCAGACGACGCGUGCAGUGGAAGUACACACAGCGGCCGAGCGGCCCUCCUUGCAGAAGCGUGUUUUAUUUUCCAGUCAAGAGGAGAUAUGUGCAGAACCGUCCUACGAGAAUGCAGACCGCAGUGUUAGCAGCGUGAAGGUAACUGCUCAGUCUUCUAUGAAGAUCAAACCCGCGAUCAAAAAGUUCCCCAGGACGGAAAGGCAUCAGAACAGCGCUGGCUGUAAAACCACUUUUGACGGAGAGGACGCUAGUAAACGAUGCGGGUGA
Spirometra erinaceieuropaei is the source of this 26167-nucleotide messenger RNA. The record is from the annotation of a GenBank genome assembly. Lineage: Eukaryota; Metazoa; Platyhelminthes; Cestoda; Diphyllobothriidea; Diphyllobothriidae.